Branchiostoma floridae (Florida lancelet) is the source of this 4578-nucleotide messenger RNA. Its product is annotated as ATP-dependent translocase ABCB1-like. Gene Ontology annotation, molecular function: ATP binding; ATP hydrolysis activity; ABC-type transporter activity. Bases 204 to 4493 code for a protein of 1429 amino acids. Gene Ontology annotation, cellular component: membrane. Lineage: Eukaryota; Metazoa; Chordata; Leptocardii; Amphioxiformes; Branchiostomatidae. Gene Ontology annotation, biological process: transmembrane transport. The transcript is spliced from 29 exons. The record is from RefSeq and is a predicted model, not a curated record.
UCACGUGUCCAGGGACAAUUUAUGGACCCUUUGGUUGAGAAGGACCAGAGACGGACGUUUAUAGCAGGCCGCGGAGAACUCGAGACGACUGAUUGCCCUAUUUUUGCCACUUACAACAGCAACUUUGGCAACAAUAUUAUUCCAAGAGUUGCAAAUCAACCGACAAGGCAAGGCUGUACGGUUGACGGAGACAUCCAGGGGCCAUGGGCGAUCAGGACUCCCGAGACCUGCGCAGAUCCAGUAGCCCUCCUCCGUCUUACGAAGCAGCCAUCCGUGACCCCGUUGUCAUGGCGGCGAUCCGAAGAGAAAGCCACGACUACGACAACUCGAGUUACGAACCGAACGAAGAUGACCUCAGCUCUAGGAGACAGGACUCCAUUGUCUCAAGCGGAUCAGAAACAGAAUCUCAUCGUGUAAACGGAGAAACGCAGACAAACGAAGAGGAGUUUGAUGACGAUUUUCCGGAUGACGGUCCCUCUGAAAAUGGUUCUGUAGUGGCGAAUGGAGACGUAGACGUUAAGAUAUUUUCUCAGGUGGCACCCAUCUGUAGGAGGAAAUCUUACGAAGAUGCAUUUGAAAUCAGGAGUAGCAGUAAAAAGAGAAGAAAAUGGAAAGUCAAGAAGGAAAAAAAAGAGAAAAAAGAAGGAGAAGAAGAGAAAACAGAAAUGAUUGGCUUCUCUGAAUUGAUGCGAUAUGCUGACAAAGUGGAUGUUAUCUACAUGAUCUUGGGCACCAUAUGUUCUGUCCUGGAUGGCGUCAUGCAGCCUAUCCUCCUCUAUGUCAUGGGUAAUAUGGUGGAUGUGUUCACCAACUACGGAAAGUUUGACGCCAUCUGCCGGGAAGUCUUUGGGUACAGUAGCAUCUACAACUGCACCUUCGACAAUGCCACGUUUGCCAACUUCAGUCUGAAUGAACAGCAAUGGGACGAUGCGUUAGGGAUCACGGUGGUCAUGGCAGACUUGUCGUACUAUUUCGUUGGCUUGGCUUUCGGUGUGGUGAUAUUCGGAUACCUCCAGAUUGCCUUCUGGACACUAGCCGGAGCACGGCAAACGCGACGGAUCAGGCAGAACUUUUUCCGUGCCGUGAUGAGGCAGGAAGUCGGCUGGUUCGACACAAACCCGAGCGGGGAACUCAACUCUGUGCUAGCUGAUGAUAUGAACAAAGUCCAGGAAGCCAUGAGUGACAAGGUCAGCAUGUUCAUCCAGCGCAUGACGACGACGUUUGGCGGGCUGAUUCUGGGAUUCACGCAGAGCUGGAAGCUGACCCUGGUCAUCAUGUUCGGCUGUGCUCCGCUACUGUUCAUUGGCGCAUACGCCAUAUCAAAGGCCACAGCGACCUUGUCAGAGAAGGUGUCUGCAGCCUACAGUAAAGCAGGAGCCGUGGCCGAGGAGAUUCUGUCAUCCAUACGGACUGUGGCAGCCUUCGGUGGGGAGAAAAAGGCAGCGGACAAGUACUACCAAAACCUGGGUGAUGCUGAGAAGGCGGGUAUAAGGAAAGGCAUCAUCACCGGGGUGGGGCUGGGGUACAUCUGGCUCAUCGUGUUUGCUUCCUACGCGCUCGCCUUCUACUACGGCUCCGUCCUGGUCGCCAACGAGGGAUUCACAGUCGGCGGCUUGAUCACAGUGUUCAUGGGAGUGCUGAUCAGCGCCAUCGUGUUCGGAGAAGCCAUGCCGAACCUGGAGGUAAUCAACACAGGAAGGGGCGUGGCCAAGGGCAUCUUUGAAAUGAUUGACAGGGUUCCUCUGAUUGACAGUAGUUCUACAGAAGGCCUAAAGCUGGACAACACUCAGGGAAACUUUGAGUUCAAAGACAUUCAUUUUCACUACCCAGCCAGACCUGAAGUCAAGGUGCUGAAUGGUCUGAACCUCCAGGUGAGGAAGGGCCAGACGGUGGCUCUGUGCGGCUCCAGCGGCUGUGGGAAGAGCACCACUGUCCAGCUGAUACAGAGGUUCUAUGAUCCCACCAAGGGAAUGGUGACUUUAGAUGGGCACGACAUCCGGUCGCUGAAUAUCCAGUGGCUUCGGCAGAACAUCGGUGUGGUGAGCCAGGAGCCCGUGCUGUUCGCCACCACCAUCGCUGAGAACAUCUCCUACGGUCGGGCCGGAGUCACACAGGAGGAGAUCGAGAAGGCGGCGAAGGAAGCCAACGCACAUGACUUCAUCAAGAGGUUGCCAAAGAAAUACAACACACUGGUGGGAGAGAGGGGUGCCCAACUGUCUGGAGGUCAGAAGCAGAGGAUCGCAAUCGCCCGGGCACUUGUACGCAACCCCAAGAUCCUCCUGCUGGAUGAGGCCACCUCUGCACUGGAUACCGAGAGUGAGGCGACAGUGCAGGAGGCCUUGGACAAGGCUCGGCAGGGUCGCACCACCAUUGUCAUUGCCCAUCGUCUGUCAACCAUCAAGAAUGCUGAUGUCAUCAUGGGCUUCAGGAAGGGACAAGUGGUAGAAAUGGGCACACACAACCAGCUGAUGCUGAAGAGGGGUGUGUACUACCACCUGGUGAUGUCGCAAACCAUGAAAAAAGUUGACAAUGACAGUGACGAAGAGGAGGAAGACUAUCCUAUUAGGCCUAGAACCCAUUCCCGUCGCAGUCUACGCCGGUCAGCAUCAGGUCGAAGGUCAAUGAGGGGGAUGGUAACUGAAAGGGCACGAACUCUGUCCAUGCUGUCUGCGGCAACGUCAGCCGCAGGUGACUCCAGCAGCGAUUCAUCGGAUGAGGAGGAAGGCGAUUUUAUUAACGAGGCUUCCAUUGGUCGAAUUGCCAAGAUGAACCGUUCUGAGUGGCCCUACAUCCUGUUUGGUGUGAUCGGAGCCUUCAUUAAUGGAGCCAUCCAACCAAUCUUUGCUGUUUUAUUCUCUGAGAUCCUGAAUGCCUUUGCAGCACCUGGGGGAAAUAGCCAGGUCCUGGACUCCAUCAUGGUUCUGGCUCUGAUGUUCCUGGGACUGGGACUCAUCGCUCUCCUGUCCAACAUCCUGGAGUUCUACAUGUUUGCAAAAUCAGGAGAAAUCUUGACCAAGAAGAUGAGACAGCUGGCCUUCACAACAAUGCUUAGACAGGAGAUUGGUUGGUUUGAUGACCAUAAGAACAGCACAGGAGCGUUGACUACCCGGCUAGCAGCUGAUGCCUCUAUGGUGCAAGGGGCCACAGGCAUCCAGCUUGGUUCCAUCGUCGAGUCUGUGUCCUUGAUGGGUAUCUCCAUCAUUAUUGCGUUCAUCGCGGGUUGGAAGCUGACGUUUGUCGUGCUUGGGUUCCUGCCGUUCCUGGUUCUAUCCGGCGCCAUGUCACAACGAGCUCUGCAGGGUCAUGCUGCCAGGGACAAGGAGGCACUGGAGGAAUGUGGCAAGCUUGCUACAGAAGCCAUUGAGAAUGUACGGACAGUGGCAGCCCUGACCAAAGAGCCUAUGUUUGCGGACAACUACAACAAGUCCCUGUAUGGACCCUACAAGGAGUCUAAGAAGAAGGCUCACAUCUUUGGCUUCUCCUACGGCUUCUCCCAGUCUAUCCAGUUCUUUGCCUACGCUGCAGCCUUCAGCUUUGGAGCCUGGCUCAUCACCAUACAGGAGAUGAGGUUUUAUGAAGUCUUCAGGGUGUUCUCAGCUAUCGUGUUCAGCGGAACUGCGCUGGGAAGAGCGAGCUCGUACGCUCCUGACUACGCCAAAGCCAAGAUGGCAGCUGCGAGAAUAUUUGACCUUGUGGAUCGCAAACCACUGAUAGACAGUGGUCAUGAAGGUGGUGACAAACCGAGCAACCUGGUCGGCAACAUCACCUUCAAGGACGUUCGUUUUGUCUACCCGACACGACCAGACAUUCGGAUCCUGAACGGGCUGAACACGGAGAUACAGGCGGGUCAGACGUGUGCGCUGGUCGGCAGCAGCGGAUGUGGGAAGAGUACCAGUGUGUCGUUACUGGAGAGGUUCUAUGAUCCUAUAGAUGGCAAUGUGCUGAUUGACAACAGAGAUGUGCGGUCCCUGAACAUCCAAUGGCUGCGCUCCCAGCUGGGCAUCGUGUCUCAGGAACCAAUUCUCUUCGACAUGUCCAUCGGGGAAAACAUCGCGUACGGCGACAACUCACGCGUAAUCAGCCAAGAUGAGAUUGUGGAGGCAGCAAAGUCUGCAAACGCUCACGACUUCAUCUCAGCUCUGCCUGAUGGCUAUAACACAGGAGUAGGAGACAGGGGUACUCAGCUGUCAGGAGGACAGAAACAGAGGAUCGCAAUCGCCCGGGCGCUUGUACGCAAACCCAAGAUUCUGCUCCUGGAUGAGGCAACGUCUGCUCUGGACACAGAAAGCGAGAAGGUGGUUCAAGAAGCUCUUGAUAGAGCCAGCCAGGGCCGGACGUGCAUCGUUAUCGCUCACCGGCUGACGACCAUCCAGGACUCUGACAAGAUCGUUGUUAUCCACAAAGGGAAGAAGAUAGAGGAAGGCAAGCAUGAGAAGCUGAUGAAACUUAACGGUGGCCAGUACAGGAGGCUGUCCGUCAUCAGCCAGAGAUAGGUGCCUGACGAAACUUGCAUGACACUGUCUGUUAUUAGCCAGAUAUAGGUGCCUGAUGAAGAGUACAUUGCUGCCCAUUAAACAG